AACUGGGAAUACCGUGAGACAGCUCAGUGGUUAGAGCACGAAUUUGCUGACCGAAACGCUCCUGGUUGGAACCCGACCUCUGCAUCUCGACUACUAUCUAGACUCGAGCAAGCUGGCAGUAUCCCAGCCCUCGUGCUUCCUUCGGAUGGCAUGCCAGCGGGCACCGAAAGGCGGAGUAUGUUGGGCGCACAAAACGGCAACUUUCUAAGAGAAUACACGGACACCUCCUACCGGAAUACCACUAACCUCAACAGUUCAGCCAGAAGCUCAACGGAAAAUCCGGAAAAACUGAACAAAUGUUUUAUCCUUGGAGAUCUCCAGUGGAGUGCACCUCUAGUUCCCAAAUUUAUUGCUUUGGAAGAAGCGACGGCAUGGCGUAUCCGCCUCGGGGCCAGAUGGCCCAAGUGGUUAGUGCGCGGAUUUACUGACUGCAAGGAGAAUAAAAGGGAUCCUACCCAGACAGAAGGACGACUGCGGUCCGUGGUUCGAAUCCGAUCUCUGUCUCUUGAUUUCCCCUCUCUAUGCUUAGCCAACCUGACAGUAUCCCAGCUCUUGUGCUUCUUUUGGAUGGCAUGGCAUCUGGGUACCGAAAGGGUGCUACAGCUGAGCACUUAUCCCGAUAUUAUCAGUGUGCAAGCAGUUGGUGUGUUUAGGCCCGGAAUGUCACCGGUCCUCUGUGUAUGCGUCAGGAGUUUCAGCAACAGAAAUUCCAUGAACCGAUGUGUCAAAGACCAAAACAUCCAUGGUCCCAAAUGUCUAGAUAUACUUUGGAAAGUGACUGCAUUGCUGCACCCUAGCCUGUGCAUUGCUGUACUGGGUGGGAUGGACGCCGGCAAAUCCACCCUGAUCGGUGUUUUGACCGACGGCGAACUGGAUAAUGCGAGAGGACGUGCUCGUUUGAACUUAUUUCGGCAUUUGCAUGAAGUUCAAACGGGUAGAACUAGCAGCCUGAGCAGUGAACUGCUAGGCUUUGAUGUCGCUGGAAAUGUAACCAACUACACCCGAACAGAUGGACUAUUGACGCGUUGCUCAGUGGAUGAGUUGGUCCGCAAUUCCUAUCAACUAGUCACGCUGUUGGACUCAGCUGGCCACUCGAAAUAUCAACGCACCACCUUGGCUGGCCUUGCUCGUGCACAGCCGGUCGGUGUCCUUCUCGUGGUUUCUGUCGUCACAGGUCUCACGGCUAUCGGACUCGAACAUGCCCAGCUGGCUUUUACUCUAGGCUUGCCCGUUGCCGUGGUCGUCUCCAAAAUUGAUCAGAUCGUUGGUGUGUCAGAGCGGAAUCGGCAAGUCGCUGCUAUAUGUCGUCAAGUGGCAAUAAAAUUCAAUCAACUUCGAUUGGAUACGAUAUCAUUAUCUGAAGAGAAACGUACAGCUAGCACUCGUCUGAAACCUAUGUUCUUUCCCGUGUCCGCUGUUUCCGGCGAAGGAAUCGACAAACUCAUUCAUUUCCUCGGUCGUCUUAGCCAAUCUACCCUUCCUGAUCCGUCACAAUACGUGUCCAUAUCCAGUGUAGCUCCCAGCGAGCAAGACAAUGAGUGUAAAUCGGAGAAGCCGAUGAAUACCAAGGAACAGUCAGCGGACUCAAACAUUAAGGAAAGCUUGUAUAUUGACUACGUCCACCAGGCGUUGAAGGACGUUUUGAAAACUGGUAGCUCACUGUUCAUGUGUUUCUGGGUCUGCGAAGUAUUUACUAGUGUCCCUGGAGUUCCAGACCCCGUGUUGUUUGGAAUCGUCCGAUCUGGUCAGCUAACCAAUGGCCACAUGGCUUGGUUAGGCCCCGAUCAGGUAAGGACACACGUUCCUUUUGCUUCUAUUGGGGCGAGAUGGCCCAAGUGGUUAGGCGCGAAUUUUCCUGACCGGAGUGUCCGUGGUUCGAACCCAACCUCUGCCUCUCGACUUCCCCUGUCUAGGCUUGGGCAACCUGGCAGUAUCCCAGCCUUCGUGCGACCUUCGGGUAGCAUGGCAAUCAGGCACCGAAAGGGUGUUACAGCUGAAUAA
Molecule: messenger RNA, 2001 nt
Organism: Opisthorchis viverrini
Lineage: Eukaryota; Metazoa; Platyhelminthes; Trematoda; Opisthorchiida; Opisthorchiidae
Exons: 9
Biological process (GO): translational elongation
Molecular function (GO): translation elongation factor activity; GTP binding; GTPase activity
Source: RefSeq, a predicted model, not a curated record